CCCCGUUUUGGAGCCGCGGAGGGUCCCACGCUGGCUCCGAGAGAGAGAGAGAGGGAGCGCUGCCCCCUGCCCAUGCUCAGAGACACUCUGGCGUCCUGGGAUCUCCGCCGCAGAGGCCCGGAGGGAGGGAGGGAGACAGGCAGGGAGGCUCCCCCGCCCGUCCUGCCGCCGGUCACAUGGCUGCCUGCUUGCCUGCCUCGGUCGGCUGCCCUAAUCCGGCGCCCGGCUGGGAGAGGAACGGAGCCAGCCCCGCAGACCUCACCUGCCGGCCCCAUCCAUCCCUCCAUCCCGGCCGCUUCUUCCUGCCAUGAUAAAGCACCUCUUGAAGGAAGACUCGGAGGAGGCCGAGCUGGUCCAUUUCCUCAACGACUACCCGGCUGAGGAGGGCUUCCGCCGUGUGGAGCCGGGAGAGGCCUGGAAGGACAGGGGCCGCAGUGGUGGCGGCGCAGAGCCCGAGAUGUUCCCCAGUGCAGCGCUCAGGACCCUCCCCGACGAGGCCUCGGAAGAGAAGGAGCAGAAGGGCUUCCACCGCCCCCGGCCUCUGGAUCUGAAGCAGCACAUGGCCACUCCAACGCCCCCCAGCCCGUCCCGUCCCAGAAGCCCCUGGGGCAGGCUGGACCCCUAUGAGUCUGAUGAGGACGACAAAGAGUAUGUGGGUUUUGCCACACUCCCCAAUCAAGUCCACCGGAAGUCUGUGAAGAAAGGCUUCGAUUUCACUCUCAUGGUUGCAGGAGAGGCCGGGCUUGGGAAGUCCACCCUGGUGAACAGCCUUUUCCUCACAGACUUGUACAAAGACCGCAAACUCUUAAAUGCCGAAGAACGGAUCCUCCAGACGGUGGAGAUCACCAAGCAUGUGGUGGACAUUGAGGAGAAGGGCGUCAAACUGCGCCUGACCAUCGUGGACACGCCAGGCUUUGGAGAUGCCUUGAACAACACAGAGUGCUGGAAGCCUGUGGCUGACUAUGUAGACCAGCAGUUUGAACAGUACUUCCGGGACGAGAGCGGCCUGAACCGGAAGAACAUCCUGGACAACCGCGUCCACUGCUGCCUCUACUUCAUCUCACCCUUUGGCCACGGGCUGCGGCCUCUGGAUGUCGAGUUCAUGAAGGCUCUCCACCAGCGAGUCAACAUUGUUCCCGUUCUAGCCAAAGCGGACACUCUCAUGCCUUCUGAGGUCGAGCGAAUGAAGAACAAGAUCCGAGAUGAAAUUGAUCAGUUUGGAAUCCGCAUCUACCAGUUUCCUGAAUGUGAUUCGGAUGAAGAUGAGGAUUUCAAGCUUCAGGAUCAAGCCCUCAAGGAGAGCAUCCCUUUCGCCGUCAUUGGGAGCAACACGGUGGUGGAGACGAAAGGCCGGCGGAUCCGUGGGAGGCUGUAUCCGUGGGGCAUCGUGGAAGUGGAGAACCCUCUGCACUGCGACUUUGUCAAGCUGCGGACCAUGCUGGUGAGGACCCACAUGCAGGACCUGAAGGACGUGACGCGGGAGACCCACUAUGAGAACUACCGGGCGCAGUGCAUCCAGAGCAUGACCAGGAUGGUGGUCAAAGAGCGGAAUCGCAACAAACUGACAAGAGAAAGUGGGACAGAUUUCCCCAUUCCGGCCAUCCCCUCAACACCAGAUGUGGAGACGGAGAAGCUGAUCCGGGAGAAGGACGACGAGUUACGCCGAAUGCAGGACAUGUUGCAGAAAAUCCAGCGGCAGAUGGAAGAUGCCCACUAGCCCCCGACCCCUCAGAUCCUGCAAAAACACCUUUGCUCCUUGCGCCCCCCAGAGACACAAAAUGUUUACAUCUCAGCUGCUCCAUCUGCCCUUCCCCAGCGCUUGGCCCUGACGAUGCACCUUGCACCUUAAGCUAACGGUCAUCUGAUGCAAUGAUCAUCGCCUUAUAACCGACACUCCGCCCUGCUUCUAGAUCGGAUUUCCUAAGGAACGAGGAGCUCAUCCAGGCGCCAAAUAUUCUGCCUGCGAUUCUCCAGCAUGUGAGAAUGUUCUGCCUCUUGCUCUCCUGCCUGACCUGAACCCUUUGGCAGCCGUCGCGAUAAUGAUUUGGGUGCAAUUCAAGUGCAAUUCAAAUACCUCCUUUUCCAGCUGCAGAAGGAUUCAGCAAACACAGAUUUUUUGCUCCUUGCUGAUGGCAAUGUGUGUCUUCGGAUCAUUUGCCCAGCAAAUCCCACCAUGGCAACCUUAGCU
This is a messenger RNA of Podarcis raffonei (Aeolian wall lizard), 2188 nucleotides long. It is a transcript of the gene SEPTIN4, whose product is annotated as septin 4. Gene Ontology annotation, cellular component: synaptic vesicle; cell division site; septin ring. Gene Ontology annotation, biological process: cytoskeleton-dependent cytokinesis; regulation of exocytosis. Gene Ontology annotation, molecular function: GTP binding; molecular adaptor activity; GTPase activity. The coding region runs from base 308 to 1717 and encodes 469 amino acids. The transcript is spliced from 12 exons. The record is from RefSeq and is a predicted model, not a curated record. NCBI's taxonomy places the organism in Eukaryota, Metazoa, Chordata, Lepidosauria, Squamata, Lacertidae.